Molecule: messenger RNA, 1432 nt
Organism: Nothoprocta perdicaria
Lineage: Eukaryota; Metazoa; Chordata; Aves; Tinamiformes; Tinamidae
Gene: SLC35G2
Product: solute carrier family 35 member G2
Cellular component (GO): plasma membrane
Source: RefSeq, a predicted model, not a curated record
AUGGUGAGACUGGGCAAUUCCCAAAUUUUCCUCAAGGAAAAUUUGCUGCAGCCAAGAAAAACUUGGGCAGGCCUUUUUGGAUCUGCCAUGUCUCACRGAUAUGUGGCUCUGAUAACAAGAUUAAUUUCCAGUUGUUCCAAAGUGCCAUCCUUUGAGUUGAUUUUCAUCUGUUCAGUGUUACUGUUGGUGCUGUCURUUACGGUUGUAUUUUACUACUGUGAGCCUCCCUUUGGCCCCAAAGGACAUAGUCUGUGGCUCUUCUUCUAUGGCAUCUGCAACAUUAUCUCCAUUACCUGAGCUWAUGCGGUCUUCUCUGUAGUGCCCCCCAGCAAUGAGACUGUCAUGUAGAGGGCUACCAUGACGUUCAGUACCAUUUUGGCUUUUUUACUCCUAUACGAAGGAAUGGCUCAUACAGACAUAAUUACUGUACUUAGCAAUGUUGGUGUGUAUCAUGUCAUGAUUCCCAACAUUGUGAGUGAGGACAACUCUUUGCUUGGCACUUCGAAGGAAGCCUUUGGCUACACCACAGCUAUGAUGACAGGUUUGAGGCCUGCUCUCUCCACGAUCUACAGGUCAACCAGAGAUAAUGUCAGCAUCUGGAGGGUGCUGUUCACCUUUACCUGGACAAGAACUGUAUGGGGAGCGUCCACCAUGUUCUUCCUUCAAGAGCCAAUCAUCCUGCUGCAUGAAGAAACCUAGAGCUAUCUCCUUGCUCUCUGCCUGUGCUCCAUGGGCUUCCUGGUGGUCUACUAUGCCCUGAGCAAGUUGAACCUUGCCGGUCAGCACUUGGACAAAGUCAUCGCCGGGCUCCUGCAGCUCAUCGUGCUGCGAAUCAUUCCUGGUACUUACAAGCUUCUUGGUAGAGCAGUUAUUUUGGUUAGUGUUUUUUUACCCCUCACGUGCUAUAAAUUGUCCUGGAAGAUGAUGAUAUCAAGAGAUUCUGGGUUCUUUCAUUAAAAGAAUUCCAGCUUUGCUUUGUGGUGCUUGUAUGUGGCUGUGAGAGAGCAGCAUUUCAACUGUGUCUAUUCUAGAGCCAGUGUCAGGUUCCAUCGCUACUGUUUAAAUUCACAAUUGAGGAAUCAAUGCUGGUACUUCCAGAGUUGCAUGGCAAGUGAAUUUGUUCCUAUGUGUAAAGUCUCUGACAUUUUUGACAUAUGAAAAAAUGUAUCUGUCUCUCCAGCACGUAGGGUACGUGAGCAGAGGCUGACCUACGGAAGUGCAGACUGGAUUACAGGCAUUUUCCUUCUCCGCUGCCCUAGAUAAGAGGGAUGCGCUAGUGACUCUCCUUCACUUGUACUGCGAUAGUAGGAAAAAUGAACAGCAAAGGCCUUAAAACAGUGAACCAAAGUGUUCAAAUCCCAGGUAACAUUCUCUAAACACUGACUGUAAUACUUGUAAUUAAGUAAUGUUCUUAUUGCUGUGGUUUUAACUU